AGAUUUCUGAAAACCCUAGCUUCCCUUCCUUUACAAAUCUCCUCCUCAUAUAAGUUCCUCAUUCCGUCAUCCAUCGCAAAUUCCUGUCCAACGCCUCACAUUUCCUUCCUCUUUCUUCCCAUUUACCUGAAAAUGGCGGAGCGCGGCGGAUUUGGACGAGGAUUUGGCGGCAGAGGCCGUGGCGGAGGUGACCGCGGACGUGGAGGUCGCCGCCGAGCCGGUCGACGAGACGAAGAAGAGAAAUGGGUUCCAGUCACUAAGCUAGGGCGCCUCGUGAAAGAGGGAAAGAUCCAAUCUUUGGAGCAGAUCUAUCUCCAUUCUCUCCCCAUUAAGGAACAUCAGAUCGUUGAUACCCUUAUUGGUCCUAGCCUCAAGGACGAGGUUAUGAAGAUUAUGCCAGUCCAGAAGCAGACUCGUGCCGGACAGAGGACCCGUUUCAAGGCGUUCGUCGUCGUCGGCGAUGGUAAUGGCCAUGUGGGUUUGGGAGUCAAGUGUAGUAAAGAAGUUGCUACAGCGAUUCGUGGUUCGAUUAUUUUGGCUAAGUUGUCUGUGAUUCCCGUGAGAAGAGGGUAUUGGGGUAACAAGAUUGGUAAGCCCCAUACGGUGCCGUGUAAAGUUACUGGAAAAUGUGGGUCCGUUACCGUCCGGAUGGUUCCGGCGCCGCGAGGUGCUGGGAUUGUGGCGGCUAGAGUGCCCAAGAAGGUCUUGCAGUUCGCUGGGAUUGAGGAUGUGUUUACAUCUUCUAGAGGAUCGACCAAAACUCUCGGAAACUUUGUUAAGGCAACAUUUGACUGUCUUCUGAGAACAUACGGCUUCUUAACACCUGAAUUUUGGAGGGAGACACGCUUCACAAAAUCCCCAUUCCAAGAACACACAGAUUUGUUGGCGAAACCCACAGUGAAGGCAUUGUUGUUGGAAGAUCCUGACAGGGUUACUGCUUGAACUUGGUUAAUAUCUUCUUCCUUCUCUUCUUUCAAUUAUGGGAAUAUGUUGAUGGUUUCUUGUAUGAAAAAGGUCCCAUAUCAUUUGUUCUCUGGUUGAGUUGUGUUACUUCAAAGAACAAUAGUUUUGUUUUACCUUUUAUUUUUCACAAAUUUUGAAUUUUGACUGUAAUUUAUUUACCACCUUUUGAUGGCGAAUAGAUUUUUUUUUUUACUUGUUAUUACUGUCUUCGCAGGAAUUUCAUUUUUUUGCCCACAUAUGGUUUUGUGAGUUUUGGUUGCCAA
Molecule: messenger RNA, 1226 nt
Organism: Cucumis sativus (cucumber)
Lineage: Eukaryota; Viridiplantae; Streptophyta; Magnoliopsida; Cucurbitales; Cucurbitaceae
Product: 40S ribosomal protein S2-4
Exons: 2
Coding region: 133-942 (269 amino acids)
Biological process (GO): translation
Cellular component (GO): ribosome; cytosolic small ribosomal subunit
Molecular function (GO): structural constituent of ribosome; RNA binding
Source: RefSeq, a predicted model, not a curated record